GAUGAGUGGGAAGAUGGCAUCCCCAGACUGCACGCCAAAAUGCCGCUCCAUGCGGCAUGCAGAUGAGGUGGUGGCGGCGCUGACGCGGGGUUCAGAGGGGCGCCUGCGGGCCUUCCUCACCACCCACUGCCACAAUGCAGCCACACUGAGGGACGCCUUCGGUCGCACGGCUCUGCACCUGGCCGCUUCGCUGGGUAAGAGGUCUCUGCUGGAAUGGCUGCUGGAGAGCAAGAGAGCUGACCUCAUGGUGAAGGACAAGGAGUCUGGCUGGACCGCCCUGCACCGCAGCGUCUUCUACGGACACAUCCACUGCCUCAUGUCACUGGUUAAGGUGAGUCUCCCUCUGUGUUUCAGGGAUUCAGAACGAAUGUUUAGAUGACGGAGCCUCCUUUGGCCUCUACAUAAAUGAUUGGUAUGUGGAGGAAGACAUUUAUAUGGCUUCCAUUGGAAGUACUAUUGUACUGUAGCUACUCUAUUCUUGCCCGAUACAUCACUUGCCUACAGCUAGAUGUAGGUAUAGGGAAAUAAUAUUGUCGCUCUAGACUAGAAUGGUGCUUCUGUGUUGCAGCAUGGCGGCAUUCUCUCCACCCAGGAUAAGGAGGGCCUCUCUGUCUUGGACAUAACCAUGAAGGACAGACCAGCACACGUGGUGUUUACAAAGACGGGUGAGGAUCACUUACCAUUUCAUAGCCAUCUCUCAUUUAGACUAUGCAUGAUAAAAAGUGGAUGUUUCUUUAAAGCACAUAGUCACGACAGUUGACAAUUGUUGUUGCCUACAUGGAGAAAAUAGUGUUGAAUUCUUGGCUGUGGCAAGCAUUGUUUUGUAACUUUUGUUUUCUCUCUCCCAGACCCCACUGAGGUUUAUACUUGGGGGAACAACACCAAUUUCAGUCUGGGGCACGGGAACCAGGAGAGCAGGCAUCACCCGGAGAUUGUGGAUCUGUUCGCCCGGACCGGGGUUUAUGUCAAACAGGUAAACAAACCGACUACUGUAGAGAUCCAAUACAUUUUCGGUCUUCGCUCUAUUCUUUUCCUCUUAAGGGAAAGAGAUGUUCUGCCUCUGUUUGCCAACAGCUGUUAUAUAGUCACAUGAGUCAUGAUAGGGCUUCCCUACCUUAAACACCCUAGUCUCCUGGGGCCUCCUCCCUCCACACAGACUUGGCCUCAAUAUAUGGCUCACCAGGGGGAUCCAUCACAACAAUGCUUAUGUAAAAACACGGUUGUCUCACCUGUGUCUCCUGGAUAACAGGCAUGUCACCUGGGUCCCCCCUCCCUGCAAAACAGACCCCCUCCUGGGAUAUUCCCCUCACAACAGGCUGCUCUCCCAGGAACAAUGGGCAUGAGUAGAAACUAGGAAACAAAUGUGUUUGUAUAAAUUGCCAUUGUUCUUAUUGGGUGGUUGUGUACAGUAUAAGGGGUAAAAUGACAGCAAUGGUAACUGGCUAUUAUGUAGCUCUCACAUAACAAUGCUAAAACCACAUCAGGAGACCACUUUUGAGGUCUGGGAAACAUCCAAUGUAGUUACCUUUUAAUUCAAGUGCACAUGCACCUAGCACUGUUUGGUUAGUGUUUCUGUAGCACGUGAUGGAGUUAGCACAACAAAUGCCCACUGGAUUGAUGCAAAUAAUCAUGAAAUGAUUCUACCAGGUAGGCAUAGGUUACUUUUUAGUUAGUUAACAUUUCAUUGAGAAGGUAUUUGGGAAAGCCUUUCCAUCUACCAGAAGACAGUUAUCAUUUGCAUCGCUAUAUUUUUUCCUGUUCCAUAUUUUUUUUGGUGUGGUGGCAACAAUUUAGAGACAGUCCGCCGCUGCUAAAAGAAUAAAGGGGAAACACUGACAUCAUUGUCCUCCUUUCACUAUGGAUUUGGGCGUUUUAGAAAUGGAAAUAUCAGUCGUAGUCUUCUUUGAGUGAGCUGCUGAGUGAGAGAGUGAAUGAAUGAGAGGAUUAGGAGAGGUGCACUAGGGUUGGGUUCUGUGUCUGGCUUUGUCUAGCCCAGCUCUGCAUGGUUAAACCCACGUUGGCUUUAUGUGCGGGCCACUCUACAGUUUCACUGAUGGCCAUGUGGAGGCUCUUAGUGUUAUUACAGCUAUUGUCCGUGUUUGGCCUGCGGGUUCUUUUAUUUGGCCCCUAAUUUUCGGAGCAACAUUUUUUAUUUUAUUUAUUUUCAUUGUUGGACAUAAGACACCAGGAAAUCAGCUCCAAGUGAUUUUAAUUUAAGAAAUCUGUUCCCAAGUAUUCCCAAGCAUAAUAGAGAGACACAUGCUCGUAUACAAAUGUAAGCACGGUUUGAAAUGAUUAUGCUUUAGUCAAACAUUAUCUGUUUGGGCUUUUUGCGUACAAUUUGCAGUCUACAAAUUAUUUGGAAUUAUGUUCCGGCCGCCCGAACAUCUGCUCAACAAAGAAAAUCGGCCGCGGCUGAAUCUAGUUGAUGAUCCCUGGUAUAGAGGGUGCUGAGAGGUCUGAGGAAGAAACCUUGUAAGAUAACUUGGUCUUUUUUAGGUAAUGUUGUAGAGAUGUACAGUGCAUUCGGAAAGUAUUCAGACCCCUUGACUUUUUCCACAUUUUGUCUAGUUACAGCCUUAUUCUAAAAUGGAUUAAAUAGUUGUUUCCCCCCUCAUCAAUCUACACACUACCCCAUAAUGACAAAGCAAAAACAGGUUUUUAGAAAUUUUUGCCAAUUUAUUAAAAAUUAAAAACUGAAGUCACAUUAAGUAUUCAGACCCUUUACUGCGAUUACAGCUUCGAGUCUUCUUGGGUAUGACGCUACAAGCUUGGCACACCUGUAUUUGGGGAGUUUCUCCCAUUCUUCUCUGCAGAUCCUCUCAAGCUCUGUCAGGCUGGAUGGGGAGUGUUUCUGCACAGCUAUUUUCAGGUCUCUCUAGAGAUGUUAGAUCGGGUUCAAGUCGGGGCUCUGGCUGGGUCACUCAAGGACAUUCAGAGACUUGUCCUGAAGCCACUCCUGCGUUGUCUUGGCUGUGUGCUUAGGGUCGUUGUCCUGUUGGAAGGCGAACCUUCGCCCCAAUCUGAGGUCCUGAGCACUCUGGAGCAGGUUUUCAUCAAGGAUCUCUCUGUACCUUGCUCCGUUCAUCUUUCCCUUGAUCCUGACUAGCCUCCCAGUCCCUGCCGCUGAAAAACAUCCCCACAGCAUGAUGCUACCACCACCAUGCUUCACAGUAGGGAUGGUGCCAUGUUUCCUCCAGAUGGUUUCAUCAGACCAGAUAAUCUUGUUUCUCAUGGUCUGAGUCUUUAGGUGCCUUUUGGCAAACUUCAAGCGGGCUGUCAUGUGCCUUUUACUGAGGAGUGGCUUCCAUCUGGCCACUCUACCGUAAAGGCCUGAUUGGUGGAGUGCUGCAGAGAUGGUUGUCCUUCUGGAAGGUUCUCCCAUCUCCACAGACGAACUCUGGAGCUCUGUCAGUGACUAUCGGGUUCUUGGUCACCUCCCUGACCAAGGCCCUUCUCCCCCGAUUGCUCAGUUUGGCCAGGAGGCCAGCUCUAGGAAGAGUCUUGGUGGUUCCAAACUUCUUCCAUUUAAGAAUGAUGGAGGCUACUGUUUCCUUGGGGUCCUUAAAUGCUGCAAUCAUUUUUUGGUACCCUUCUCCAGAUCUGUGCCUCGACACAAUCCUGUCUCAGAGCUCUACGGACAAUUCCUUCGACCUCAUGGCUCGGUUUUUGCUCUGACAUGCACUGUCAACUGUGGGACCUUAUAUAGACAGGUGUGUGCCUUUCCAAAUCAUGUCCAAUCAAUUGAAUUUACCACAGGUGGACUCCAAUCAACUUGUAGAAACAUCUCAAAGAUGAUCAAUGGAGACAGGAUGCAUCUGAGCUCAAUUUAGAGUUUUAUAGCAAAGGGUCUGAAUACUUAUGUAAAUAAGGUAUAUCUGUUUUUUUAAUAAAUUGGCAAACAUUUCUAAACCUGUUUUCGCUUUGUCAUUAUGGGGUAUUGUGUGUGGAUUGAGUAUUUUAUUUUAUUUGACCAAUUUUAGAAUAAGGCCGUAACGUAACAAUGUGGAAAAAGUCAAGGGGUCUGAAUACUUUCCGAAUGCACUGUAUGAGAUAAUGUUGUAAAGAUGUAGACCCUAACUAGGGUUAGAAUCAGUUAGAACUGUUUUCCAGCGGUUAUUUAGACGCUGACAGGAAGGACCUUUUCACAGGGAGCUAUGCUAGUGAAUGCAAUCCUAUGACAUCGUCAGCUCUAGUGCUCUGCUACAGCUCAUAAUGUCAUAGGGUGGCAUGCAUUCCUAGUUUACUACAGAUUUUGACAAGUAUUUGGGUUAGAUACAUUAUUGACACAUCAGAUGUAAUAUUGAAAGGUAAUGACCAAACUUUAGAGUUUCAUAAUUGUCUUAUGGCAGGUUGCUGUUUAGCUUCUAUAUUUUACACACAUUUUCAUGACCUGCACAUUUUCAUGACCUUUGCUCAGUGGGGAGCAGAUCCCAUUUCAAGACCUCUCAGCGACCUACUGGUACCCCUCACGUUGAGGCAAAGAGCCUUUGUCCUCAGUGCAACAGGUGCUGGGUGUAAAAUAUUUAUCCCAGAAUGACAUGCUUUAAUUAAAUGAGCCACGGCUGUGUGUAUGUGUGUAGGGUUGUCUCGUUAUCAAUGUGAUACUCGGGGAAACAUCCCUUUCGCCCUUUUGAGUGCCGGAGGGGAGCGAUGCAUUAGUAAUGAUGUUUACUUUUCCACUUGUGCCCCGGCCUAUAGUACCACCACUAUUUGACUAUUACUACGAGAGGGCUUUGGCCACGGAAAUGGAAAGACACGCACAAUCAACAAUGUCAUACAUGCUGCUGUCUUUUUCUUUGAGAACUUGUAAAGAGAAUUUGACAAUGGAACAAAAUUAUCUCACUGAAUAGACCUAUGUGUUUCCUUUCCUCUCAGGUGGUGCUGUGUAAGUUCCACUCAGUGUUCCUGUCUCAGAAGGGACAGGUGUAUACUUGUGGACAUGGGCAGGGAGGUCGACUGGGACACGGGGACGAACAGACAUAUCUGGUGAGAAUAAUAUACUGUAUUGUAUCUGACCUAUGACCUACUCUGACUGUUUGUGGCCUGAGUGUACCUGGGGUUUAUUUAUCUCCUUCUCCCUCUAUAACAAUAUCUUUUUUUUUACCUGUGUUAACCUGAGUUCAAAUCAUUUUUGAAAUGUGUUUGAGCUUGUCUGGUACAAUGGAACCAAUGGAAUAGUCCCAAAAGUGUGAACUUUAAUAUUGCUCCAUUUGAAGGCACUCCAGGGCAGGCUCAAGCAAACGCUCAAACUAUUUGAUAUAUUAAAAAAACGAUUUGAAGUGAAAUAGGGCAGUGGAUUUUGGGCUCAUGUGCCUAUUUGUCCCCUAUCAUCUGUCAGGUUCCUCGGAUGGUGGAGGGGCUCCUGUCCCAUCACUGCUCCCAGGUGGCUGCAGCCAAGGACCACACGGUGGUGCUGACCGAGGAGGGCUACGUCUAUACCUUUGGCCUCAACACCUUCCACCAGCUGGGCCUGGCUCCCCCGCCCGCCUACAGCCACCUGCCCAAACAGGUAAGAGAGCACCUGGUCAGGCUUGGUGACCAUAUAGAGACAUAGCUAGGCAGCUAGAUAGGGAGUUUUCCCUAACAAUGUGACUGGAGUAGGACAAGCUAAGGGAAAAACUCCUGGGGCCUCAUUUAGCUGUAUGUAUGUAUGUAUGUAUGUAUGUAUGUAUGUGUGUGUGUGUGUAAAAUUUGUCUAUUUGUUAUUAUGACAAAUGCAUAAACAAAACCAAUGCAAUAUUACUUACCUCAGAAAUUGUUUGUUUGCCUGUUCAAUCAACUUAAACCUAUGUAAAUGCUGAAAUCACAGUGACUAAGUGUUAUAUUAAUGAUUUAUGCACAUGCCACUCAUGAUUGAUAAAUGAUUCCCCUGGCCCCCAUCAUAAGACAAACAUGUACACAGAGCAGACACUUGAAAGUGUGGUAUGCUGAAUUAGUGUGGAUUGGUUGUUGACUGAGUUGGUCUUGUCUAAUGGGAUGCAGGUAUUCUCCAAGACCCUUAAAGGCAGGACUGUGAUUGGUGUAGCAGCGGGGAGAUUCCACACAGUGCUGUGGACCAGGGAGGCUGUCUACACAGUUGGACUGAACGGAGGGCAGCUGGGUAAGUCAUGAUGACUGGCACACCAUAGCAAAACAGUGGUUUCCAAUUACCUUGAAGCUAAGCCAAGGCAACUAUAAUGAUAUGCUCUACUAUUCCCCUACCAUGACUGUAUAUAUGGUGAUGGUUGACUUUUGACCUCUAGGCUACCUGUUGGACCCCAACGGGGAGAGGUGUGUGACUGCGCCUCGCCAGGUGUCCGCCCUCUACCACAAGGAUGUCACCAUCACCAUGGCAGUGGCCAGUAAUGGGGCAACGUUGGUGGUGACAGAGAAGGGAGAUAUCUACCUGCUGGCUGACUAUCAGUGCAAGAAGUUGGCAUCCAGGUGACUACACCGAUAGUGGAGAAGUGACUACCUUGGUUGGGGUCAAUUCCAUUUCAAUUCAGUCAACUCAGGAAGUAAACUGCAAUUCCAAUUUCUCAUUGAGAAGAAUUGUAAUACAAAUUUCAGUUUACUUCCUGAAUUGACCGAAUUCCCAUUAACAUUUUCUUUAUGAGAGAGAGAUGACAUUAAGUCGAUCUAAUUAGCAUAAAAUAAUACAGUUUAAGCUAGAGAUAUCUGUUUUGCAUUGGAUGCAUCUCAAUCCACCGGAUCCGCCUAUGUAACACUUCUCAAUCCACCGGAUCCGCCUAUGUAACACUUCCGCAUUUGCGGUGAAAGGUGACAGAGCUAGAAUAGUGUUUGUCAGACCAUCGUGAAAAUUGGUCUUCUCACAAAAUGGUCUGUAGCGUCCAACCGGUUUAGCCUACAAACUAUUAUGACCCCUCUAUGGAAAGAUGAGACUCUCACGAACACGAUGGUGUUUGCUCUAUGACCCCUACAAGCGUCUUGGGAUCGUCUGAAGUCGGUACAGCCGAUCUGCCAACUUCUCAACGAACACGUACAUGUCGGUUGUUUUGCUCUAAUCUAAAAAUACGGGGUUAAAUACAUGUAUCUCUCAGAUAUAGGGUAGGCACUUCAGAACAAACUUUUUUGGGGGACUAUCUGUUGUUUCAUGUAGUGAAUCUGUUAUUCUAUGCGUUUUAUAUGGGCUAAUAGCAGUAAGGCCCAAAAUAAUUGUUCAUCAAAUAAUUUUUUAUACAAAAAAUAUAUACUUCAAGGGGUCUUAAAAUUCCAAAUCAAAUAGCAAAAUUAUCCUUGGUAUGACCUUCUUAAAACAAUUCCAUAAAGCUUAGUAGUUACCCCCUCCCCCAUCUUAGAAAGGGCUUAGACUUAUGGGUUAACUGGAGAGAGAGCGAGAGAUAUGUGAUGAUCAUGAUCAUUCUGCUCAGUCACUCGCUCUCCGUCAACUCAUAGUUUUUCUUUCCCAUGCCCGAUGCCUCUCUUUCAGGCAACUGAACAUCAGGAAGGUCCUUGUGAGCGGAGGCAGCCUGGACCAUCGUGUGGACCCCCAGGUCCUGAACGAGGGAGGGGGAGAGAAGGUGGCCAUCCUGGCCCUGGAUGAAGCUGGGAGGGUAAGGUCCAGCUGGGUCGGAUACAUUGAAAAAUACCAAAUACUUAGUGUUGACAAGCUACAGUCCAUUUGUUGGUGGAUUCUUAAUGUGCAAACGAUUCACUCCAUAUGAAGUUUGGAUGAUGAUGAGAUGUGUGUUGAUCUGUAUGAUCUUUUGUGUUUAUUCAAUGUAUUUGUUGUCGCCACACACUGACAAUGUCUUUCUAAUUGUCCCUCUGGAUUAUUAAAGUUGUAUUGAUUUCUCUCUCUCUCCAUCAGGUGUUCUGCUGGCGUUCAGUAGGCGGUUCAGUGAGACAAUGCAGGUGGGCGUACGGGCGCCAGUUGUUCAUGUCAGACAUCGCCCUGAGCAGGAACAACAUGAUGUUUGUCACACAGGAAGGGGAGGGCUUCAGCGGACUGUGGCACGGAGAGUACAGGAAGAGCGUGGAGAAGAAAGGUGAGAUGAGAAAGGACAUCGUGAAAAUUGGUCUUCUCAAUAAUCGUCUGUAGCGUCCGACCGGUUUGGCCUACAAACUAUUAUGACCCCUCUAUGGAAAGAUGACUCUCACGAACACGAUGGUGUUUGCUCCACGACCCCUACAAGCGUCUUGGGACUCGUCUGAAGUCGGUACAGCCAAUCUGCCAACUUCUCACGAACACGUACAUGUCGGUUGUUUUGCUCUAAUUUAUGUAACUACUUGACCAAAGUUAUGUGGAGACCUACUCGUCGAACAUCUCAUUCCAAAAUCAUGGGCAUUAAUAUGGAGUUGGUCCCCCCCUUUGCUGCUGUAACAGCCUCCACUCUUCUGGGAAGGCUUUCCACUAGAUGUUGGAACAUUGCUUUGUGGACUUUCUUCCAUUCAGCCUCGAGCUUUAGUGAGGUCGUGCACUGAUGUUGGGUGAUUAGGCCUGGCUCGCAGUCUGCAUUCCAAUUCAUCCCAAAGGUGUUCGAUGGGGUUGAGAUCAGGGCUCUGUGCAGGCCAGUCAAGUGCUUUUACACACCGAUCUUGAUAAACCAUUUCUGUAUGGACCUCGCUUUGUGCAUGGGGGCAUUGUCAUGCUGAAAGAGGAAAGGGCCUUCCACAAAGUUGGAAGCACAGAAUCGUCUAGAAUGUCAUUGUAUGCUGUAGCCUUCAGAUUUCUCUUCACUGGAACUAAGGGGCCUAGCCCGAACCAUGAAAAACAGUCCCAGACCAUUAUUCCUCCUACACCAAACUUUACAGUUGGCACUAUGCAUUCGGUCAGGUAGCGUUCUCCUGGCAUCCACCAAACCCAGAUCUGUCUGUCGGACUGCCACAUGGUGAAGCGUGAUUCAUCACUCCAGAGAACACGUUUCCACUGCUUCAGAGUCCAAUGGCGGCAAGCUUUACACCACUCCAGCCGACGCUUGGCAUUGCGUCAGCUCUAGUGCUCUGCUACAGCUCAUAAUGUCAUAGGGUGGCAUGCAUUCCUAGUUUACUACAGAUUUUGACAAGUAUUUGGGUUAGAUACAUUAUUGACACAUCAGAUGUAAUAUUGAAAGGUAAUGACCAAACUUUAGAGUUUCAUAAUUGUCUUAUGGCAGGUUGCUGUUUAGCUUCUAUAUUUUACACACAUUUUCAUGACCUGCACAUUUUCAUGACCUUUGCUCAGUGGGGAGCAGAUCCCAUUUCAAGACCUCUCAGCGACCUACUGGUACCAAGGUGAUCUUAGGCUUGUGUGCGGCUGAUCGGCCAUAGAAACCCAUUUCAUGAAGCUCCCAACGAACAGUUCUUGUGUUGACGUUGCUUCGAGGCAGUUUGGAACUCGGUAGUGAGGGUUGCAACCGAGGACAGACGAUUUUUACGCACUACGCGCUUCAGCACUCGGCGGUCCCAUUCUGUGAGCUUGUGUGUCCUACCACUUUGAGGCUGAGCCGUUGUUGCUACUAGACGUUUCCACUUCACAAUAACAGCACUUACAGUUGACUGGGGCAGCACUAGCAGGGCAGAAAUGUGACGAACUGACUUGUUGGAAAGGUGGCAUCCUACGACGGUGCCACGUUGAAAGUCACUGAGUUCUUCAGUAAGGCCAUUCUGCUGCCAAUGUUUGUCAAUGGAGAUUUAAACACGUCAGCAACAGGUGUGUCUGAAAUGGCCGAAUCCACUAAUUUGAAGGGGUGUCCACAUACUUUUGUAUAUAUAGUGUAUAUAUGGAGACUGUUUAGUGACAAGAAUAAGGGGUUAAAUACAUGUAUCUCUCAGAUAUAGGAUAGGCACUUCAGAACAAACUUUUUGGGGGGACUAUCUGUUGUUUCAUGUAGUGAAUCUGUUAUUCAAUGUGUUUUGUAUGGGCUAAUAGCAGUAAGGCCCAAAAUAAUUGUUCAUCAUAUAUUUUUUUAAUAAAACAAAUAUAUACUUCAAGGGGUCUUAAAAUUCCAAAUCAAAUAGCAAAAUGAUCCUUGGUAUGACCUUCUUAAAACAAUUCCAUAAAGCUUAGUAGUUACCCCCUCCCCCAGCUUAGAAAGGGCUUAGACUCUUAUGGGUUAACAGGAGAGAGAGCGAGAGAUAUGUGAUGAUCAUGAUCAUUCUGCUCAGUCACUCGCUCUCCAUCAACUCAUAGUUUUUCUUUCCCAUGCCCGAUGCCUCUCUUUCAGGCAACUGAACAUCAGGAAGGUCCUUGUGAGCGGAGGCAGCCUGGACCAUCGUGUGGACCCCCAGGUCCUGAACGAGGGAGGGGGAGAGAAGGUGGCCAUCCUGGCCCUGGAUGAAGCUGGGAGGGUAAGGACCAGCUGGGUCGGAUACAUUGAAAAAUACCAAAUACUUAGUGUUGACUAGCUACAGUCCAUUUGUUGGUGGAUUCUUAAUGUGCAAACGAUUCACUCCAUAUGAAGUUUGGUUGAUGAUGAGAUGUGUGUUGAUCUGUAUGAUCUUUUGUGUUUAUUCAAUGUAUUUGUUGUCGCCACACACUGACAAUGUCUUUCUAAUUGUCCCUCUGGAUUAUUAAAGUUGUAUUGAUUUCUCUCUCUAUCAGGUGUUCUGCUGGCGUUCAGUAGGCGGUUCAGUGAGACAAUGCAGGUGGGCGUACGGGCGCCAGGUGUUCAUGUCGGACAUCGCCCUGAGCAGGAACAACAUGAUGUUUGUCACACAGGAAGGGGAGGGCUUCAGCGGACAGUGGCACGGAGAGUACAGGAAGAGCGUGGAGAAGAAAGGUGAGAUGAGAAAAUUGUUUAAUAAUGAUACCUCUGAGUACUACAAGUACUCUUUCACACUUUCCUCUUUUAUAUGUAUGGUGGAUGAUUAACUUCAUGAAGUAUGGAAAAAUAGUAUACAAGACUUAGAUUCAAAAGUACUCUUUUGCACUCUUGAACGUAAGUAAUGUUGUUUACUAUUUUAAUCAUUGGGAAGUAAGUUAGAAUCACUGCAUUGUCAUUUGACUAAACCAUUUCUCCCUUGUGUGCUUUAGAUGGUAGUGUGGAGGUGUGUGGUCUCCCUGAGGGUGGAACUGUGUACGAGCGAAUCCGCUUGGAGAAGCUCCCCUACGUCCACCGUGCGGUCAGCAUCACCAUGGACUCCAAGGGACGCAACUUUGGAGUGCUGCAGUCGGACCCCAAAACCAGGUACUGUUCCUCUCUGUGUGUUGUCGCACCUUUAUAACAUUUGAACUAUGUCUUCAUUAGGCCACACCGUAACAAGAAGUUUUGAAAUGGACAAGAAGUGUUUGUUAUUGGGUAAAUUCAGAUAGUACAUCCCUGUUUAACAAAUUUUUUUAGCAUUUCGUACCUAGUGAACGUGACCCUGAUCUCUCUCCUUCCCCCACCCAGCCUGUAUGAGAUUCCCAGCGUAUCUCGCUCCUCCUUCUCCCAACACUUCCGGAACCUGCUGGAGGAAGCGGACGAGACGGAUAGCAUUCAUGACGUGACCCUGCAGGCCGGAGACCGCACCUUCCCCGCCCACAAGUACCUCCUGUCCAUGAGGUCCGAGUUCUUCAGGAAGCAGCUGGUGCCAGACUGGGAGGAGGGAGACGGGGAGGUGAGGAGGAGCGAGGACGCGGUGGGUUGUGACCUGCUGGUGCUGGAGAAGGUGAGCCCUGAGAUGCUGGAGCACGCCCUGAAGUUCAUCUACACCGAUUUCUGUGAGCUGCUGGUGCAGGACCACCGGCCACGAGUCUUCGGCCAGAAACAGAAUCAACAUGGCCCAGACCCGGAGCAGGAGCAUCUGAUCAGCAGCCUGCAGGACCUGAGCUUCCAUGAGGGCAACCUGAGGGGCUGCUCGGCCCUGGAGGUGUACUGCUCGCUGACCCCCUCUGCCCGAGGGGACGGAGACAAGCCCAAAAGCAAGGGCACCAAGCCUGGGAAAAAAGGCAAGGGAGGCAAGGCCGGAGCUGGAGAGGGAGGAAGAGUCAACCCGGUCAAGACCUUACAGGGUGUGGCCAAGAAGCUGGGCAUGGGCAGUCUGUCGGCACGGUGAGGACUGAGUUGGUUAUUAUUGUUGUCCCCCGCGAUUAAAUCGUGGAGGGGACUGUGGGUCUGUCUCCGUCCGUUAGUACGUACGUCACGUACGAUUUUGACGAAACUUGGGUGAAUGAUGCUUCUUGCCAUAGAGAUCUGGCAUUCACAAAAUUACCCUGAUUGGCCCAAGGGGUCGCUAUAGUAAUCAACUGUACGUACGUUUGUCACACGCAAAAUCUCAGACACCAUUGGCCUGAUUUUGGGGGGUGUGGGGGUCUACUAAGCUAAGAUAUGGAAUUGUUUUAAGAUGGUUAUACCAUGGAUCAUUUAGCUAUUUGAUUUGGAAUUUUAGGACCCCAUUAGGUAUAAAAAAAGAUAUACAGUACCAGUCAAAAGUUUGAACACACCUACUCAUACAACGGUUUUUCUUUAUUUUUACUAUUUUCUACAUUGUAGAAUAAUUGUGAAGACAUCAAAACUAUGAAGUAACUCAUGGAAUCAUGUAGUAACCAAAAAAGUGUUAAACAAAUCAAAAUAGAUUUUAGAUUAUUCAAAGUAGCCACCCUUUGCCUUGAUGACAGCUCUGCACACACUUGGCAUUCUCUCAACCAACUUCACCUGGAAUGCUUUUCCAACAGUCUUGUAGGAGUUCCCACAUAUGCUGAGCACUUGUUGGCUGCUUUUCCUUCACUCUGCGGUCCAACUCAUCCCAAACCAUCUCAAUUGGGUUGAAGUCGGGUGAUUGUGGAGGCCAGGUCAUCUGAUGCAGCACUCCAUCUCUCUCCUCCUUAAUCAAAUAGCCCUUACACAGCCUGGAGGUGUAUUGGGUCAUUGUCCUGUUGAAAAACAAAUGAUAGUCCCACAAAGGCAAACCAGAUGGGAUGGCGUAUCGCUGGAGAAUGCUAUGGUAGCCAUGCUGGUUAAGUGUGCCUUGAAUUCUAAAUAAAUCACUGACAGUGUCUCCAGAAAACACCCCCACACCAUCACACCUCCUUCUCCAUGCUUCACGGUGGGAACUACACAUGCAGAGAUCAUCCGUUCACCUACUCUGCGUCUCACAAAGACACGGCGGUUGGAACCAAAAAUCUAAAAUAUGGACUCAUCAGGCCAAAGGACACAUUUCCACCGGUCAAAUGUCCAUUGCUCUUGUUUCUUUGCCCAAGCAAGUAUCUUCUUCCUAUUGGUGUCCUUUAGUAAUGGUUUCUUCGCAGUAAUUCGACCAUGAAGGCCUGAUUCACGCAGUCUCCUCUGAACAGUUGAUGUUGAGAUGUCUGUUACUUGAACUCUGUGAAGCAUUUAUUUGGCCUGCAAUCUGAGGCUGGUAACUCUAAUGAACUUAUCCUCUGCAGCAGAGGUAACUCUGGGUCUUCCUUACCUGUGGCGGUCCUCAUGAGAGCCAGUUUCAUCAUAGCGCUUGAUGGUUUUUGGGACUGCACUUUCAAAGUUCUUGAAAUGUUCCAGAUUGACUGACCUUCAUGUCGUAAAGUAACGAUGGACUGUCAUUUCUCUUUGCUUAUUUGAGCUGUUCUUGCCAUAAUAUGGACUUUUACCAAAUAGGGCUAUCUUCUGUAUACCCCCCUACCUUGUCACAACACAACUGAUUGGCUCAAAUGCAUUACAAAGGAAAGAAAUUCCACAAAUAAACUUUUAACAAGGCACACCUGUUAAUUGAAAUGCAUUCCAGGUGACUACCUCAUGAAACUGGUUGAGAGAAUGCCAAGAGUGUGCAAAUCAAGGCAUUGAAUUUGGCCUUUUGCUAUUAGCCUUAGAAACGCAUUGAAUAACAUAUUCAUAAUGGCAAAACAGAUAGUCAAAACAUUUAUCAAAAGGAAGUAUGGUUUGAGAGGUCUCAAAUGCAUCUGAAAUACAGUAUAUAGGAAAGCAUAAAAAAAAAGGUUACGUGUGUUACCCUGGUCCCAAAAAAUCCUAUUCAUAUUCAGUCAUUUUUUACGGGGUUACCUUGAGACGAGUCUCGUGAAACUUGGGGGCAUCGUAGAGCAAAACAUAGAACACGGUCGUGAGGGUCUCAGCUUUCGACGGUGGGGUCAUAUUAGUUUGUAGUUCAAACCAUUUGGACUUUACAAAAGUUUUUUUGGAUACCUGUUCGCAGUUGGGAUGCUGGUGUUAGCGACUUGAGAUGAGUCCUGUGAAGCUUGUGGAUGUCGUAGAGCAAGACGGAGAACCCGUUCGUGUUCAAAUAGUUUCUAGCCCAAAUCGUUCGGACACUGCAGACGUUUCGUGAGAUAAACACCGCUGUAGCUCUGCCACCUUCCACCGCAGAUGCGGAAGGCCGACAUCGGCGGAUGCGUUGGAUUGAGACACAGCCCAUGCAAAAAACGUAUUCACUUCGUCAGAUUUUGAUGGCAAUGUUGUAUUAUGCUAAUUAGAUUUCAGCACGGGCAUCGACCUUAUGGGGGUUUGUUAAAUACAGAUUUACUAUACAUUUAUUACAGUUUGGAUGGAGUGAAGUAUGAAAACGGGAAGAUCAAUGUAGUGCAUAAGAAGAUGGGCAACAAGCCACGAUUCAACCAGAAAAAGUGGUGAGUAAUUGCCAUGUGGCAGAUUACCUGAGACAAUGUUGUGUUCAUAGAAAGAUAAUUACUAGAACGGACAUUCCCAUUCAAGUCAAUGUUCUGUGAUUCUAUUCAAUUGUUGUGUCCUUGUCAGAUGACAUUCAGAUAUUCAGAGAGGAGAUAUUGUUCAGUCUAAGUUGUAUUUGUGUCUCUCCCAAGCUCCUACCUCUGUGAUGUCACUCUGAGGUCUGAGGAUGGCAAGGAGUUCCCCUGUCACAAGUGUGUACUGUGUGCCAGACUCGGUGAGCUACAAUGUGUCAACAUAUUGUUGCGUUUCUUGGAGUGUGAGGGGUGAACUGUGGGUUCAGGUUAUUCAAGGUUGUAGACAUCUGACACUACAUUUGCCAGUCAUUUGUUAAAGCUAUGGGGCCAGUUUUCCAUACACAGAUUAAGCCUCGUGCUGGACUAAAAAGCAUGCUCAAUGGAGAAUCUCAAUUGUGUCUGGGAGAUGAUUUGAAAAGGAUUCUUGAAAAUUGAUUGUAAACAUGUCAUGUAUGUGUUUCAGAGUACUUCCACAGUAUGCUGGGGAACCCCUGGAUAGAGGUAUGUCAUGUUAUGUUUUGCCAUGUCUUUGAUGGUAUUUCAUAUUUGUCAAUCCGUAUUAGUUUAUACAAUUAUAAAAUGGCUGUUUUAGUUGCUGGCAAUUGGAGGUCUUGCUCAUUGUACACUAAUAUUGCCAGAAGUAACCAUUGACUCUUUGGCUCUGAAAACGUUGUCUGGCAUUGUUCUUGAGUAAUACCUGUGCUGCUACUUGUGAUCAGUGUUGGUAAUGUAGUUGUUGUGUGCCACCCACAGGCCACUUCUUGUAGUGCACUGGAGAUGCCCACCAGCUCAGAGAUACUGCAGGUCAUCCUAGAAUAUGUCUACACUGACGAGUGUCCCACUAUCAAAGGUACACAGAACACACCAGAUCAUGCAUAUACAACCUGUACACACACACAUACUCAGUGAAAAAUGCUUAGGGACUAUGGAUGGGAAUUAGCUCUUUUGCUAACUUGGGUACAUAUACAGUGAUGUGAACACUGAAAUGUUGAUAAAUGUGCGCUGUCCCUGUCAAAUAAGUGCAUUAAAUAAAUAUUGAGUUAAAAAUAAUUAUCAUGUGGCUAACCAUAAUGAUAUUUAUGAACCUCAUCAUGUUGACUCCGAUCUUGAUGCACAAGGUAGUUAGUUGAAUGCUACAUAGUGGAAGCUAAAAGUCUGUCUCUAUCCUCUUCCAGAGACUCUGAAUGUAGAGUUUGUCUGCAACGUGUUGGUGGUGGCCGAUCAGCUUCUCAUCACCCGACUGAAGGAGAUGUGUGAAGUGGCCAUUACUGAGAACCGUACGUCCUCUCAUCUUCCUUCUGUCCUCUUAGCCCUCUCUUCCCUCAUUUCCUCUCUUAUUCCUCUGUCCUCUCCUCUCUCAUGCCUGUGUGGUGGAAAUUCAACACCAGGCACACCUGAAGUCAAUAUUAAAUGAAUCACUCUUUAUUAUCACGGCCGGAGAGGUUCACAAACUCAAUCCAAGCUUGAUGAAAACUCUGAAAAGGACGUUCCCUUUCAGUCUUUAUAUACUGCUACACAAACAAGUCAUAUAUGCAUGAUUUACAUUAUUCAUUAUUAACAUUGGUUCCUGCAUGUGACUGACUGAUACCUCACGAGGCUUCUUCUCUCAAAGCUGGGACCUUGAAACUGAGAUACUCCUUUUAGUUCCCAGAGCAAUGUUCUGGGCGUACUGCCAAAUUGCUUAUCAGUGAUAUUAUGGUUUACUCCUGUGUGUGGUCAAUCCGUCACUCGCAUGAACCCAACCAAGACAUGUAAUUACAAAGCAGCAUUAUUUUAAACGUAUGAUCUGAUACACACAGAGAGAGAAUUUCCAUCACACCUGUCAACAUGAUAUGAAACUGCUUUGUUGUCUCACUUGUGUGAGAGCACUGUCCUGGUUUUUAAAAACAGCUUCCUCUGUCUCCUCAGUGACUCUGAAGAACGCUGCAGAGCUGCUGCAGUUUUCUGCCAUGUACAACGCUGAGCAGCUCAAACUGUCCUGCAUCCAGUUCAUCGUGCUCAACAUGGCUGCCCUGCUCGAGUCCAAGUGAGUGUGUAUACCGUAUCUGUGUUUUUAGUGUGUUCCAUUUGUAUGUAUGGCUUAUGUUGUUAUGUGAACAUGCUUACAGAGGCUGUAUAGUUCUUAGGAAACCGAUGAUGAUUCACCCUCUCGCUCUUUCUUUCCUUCCCCCUCCCCUCUCUCUAACCCUCCCUCCCUCUCUAACUUUAUAUAUCUGUAUCUCUCGCUGUAUCUCUUCAGAGCGCUGGAUAUCCUGAGUGAUGACGUGCUGGUGGAGCUCUCUGCCUCCUACAGGAGGAUGGUGAGUCAUUUCCCCUCAGUGCCAUGACCAUACCUGCAUCAACUGUAUAGUGAGUUACCUGGCAUAUGUUCAUUAGGGGAACUCAACAGAGAACUUUUCCAAACAAAAAAUAGGGUUUCUUAUUGGAGGGUUUCUCAGAUAGUCCCACCCUGUUUCACUCUCUUCAUCCAUUUGAUGCCUACUGAAAACGACCCUGGGUUCUGAACUGAAAACGACCCUGGGUUCUGAACUGAACACGACCGUCGGUUCUGACGAACUGACCUGUUACCAUCCUGUUCCUGUCAGAUUCCGGCCAUGCAGAAGCGACUGAUCACGCCUUACCCAGACGGCCCGGACCUCAGUGUGUACGAGGACGAGGACUGGGACUCUUCAUUCAGCUCUAAAGCUGACACUGAACUGGACUACUCCUGCAGGUACUAUCUAUCAAACUACUGUACAACACUGUGGCUGCAUCUCAUUCCACAAAGUUGCUCCCUCGUUCACUCCCCGUCAUGAAUGAGAUGGGACUGAAUUGGUGCUGAAACUAGGUUCCAAUGUUUUGGAAUGAAAUGCAUCCACCCAAUAACCUCCCUAACAUUUGAACCGUGGUCGAACUUGUUCCUCUUCAUCAUUCUCCUCCUCUCAGGGAGACUCUGUUGAAGAAGGCUAAGUUGAAGGCCAAGAGAAAGCCUAGGCGACGCUCCGACAGCUCAGGGGGUUACACCCUUUCUGACAUCAUCCAGAGCCCACCCGCUGCAGGUAGAACACACACACCCUCACCCAUCCUCACUCACACACACACACACACACACACACACACUGUGUCACGGCACGCAAUAAUUAUUUCCUUUCAUUGGAGUUGGGCUGAUAUGGAUUAUGAUAUGUCUCUUCUAGUCUCAGUCCUCUCUCCCAGCCUGGUGAAGUCAGGAAAGACCAACUCCAUGGAGUCUCUGCAGGAGCUGAUGACAUCUGACUCUGAGGGCAGUUACAUGGGUGUGGGCAGCCCCCGAGACCUCCAGUCCCCCGUGUUCCACGACAGGCCCGAGGAGGAGAGGGCUGGAGGAGGUCCCAGGCUGAAGACUCCCCCCAGCACCCCCACCACCACCAUGAGGAACAGCCUCCCCGCCGGACCCCCAAAGAGUUCUGCUCCAGAGCCCAUCCCCAAAGUCACAGCCAGGUGAGCCAGGUCACUGUGGACCAGGUCAGGGGUCAGGGGUGGAACUUUAUGUGACCUUGUGUCGUUUCUCUCUCCAGUCCUGCUCUGCCACUUCCUGUCUUGGCCCUCAGGGCCAUCAUGGAUAUGGAGGCCAGCUCGAAGACACAAAGUCUCGGAGCCACUCCCAAAAGUCCUGGCAGUGUUGGCAGCAGCAGCAAGCAGUCCCCUCUCCCAGCCAAGCUCUCCCAGAAGCAGAGGAAGAUGAUCGCCAUGGCAACCAAGGAGGGCAGUGCAGAGUGUGCCCUGUCCAAAUCGGCACCAGUCAUUACUCCCCUGAAGAGCGCGAAAGCAUGGUAAGCUCCCCUCCAUAAGGAACGCUCCUGAAAUCAGAGCCAGCACAGAAGGUGGUGGGUUGUUGCGACAGUCCCUAUGUAAUAGAGUAGGUCCUCUCCCGGUCUCUCAUUUGUGUUGAAGAUGUUGUUUCAUGUACAAAUACAAAAUCUGCCUAUUCCCUCAGCUGUUAGUAAAAGUAGUACUUUUUAAUGCUCAGAAGUAGCACUUUUGAUGAUCAAAUGUUGUUGAAUGUGGUUCCGCCUCUCUCCUCUCCUAAGGGCCACUCCAGUCCAGACACCCCCUUCGUCUCAGGCGUUCCGGGACCUCUUGGUGGAGGAGGAGAGGCGGGUCAGGAAUGUGGGGCCAGGGGCCCCGGGAAGGCUAGUAGCUCAAGGGCCUCCAGUCUCUGCUGUCAGGAGGGUCACCUUCAAAUGUACUGCUGAGCCCCCCAGCGAGCCAGAGAGACCCGCCGGGUAAGACUAUGCACAGACAGACGGACGGACGGACGGACGGACGGUCAUAUUUUAUGUUCAUCAUCACCAACACGCAUACAGAGGUGUACAUCAUAUAAACACACAAUAUAGAGGAGUACACUAGCAUUUGUGUAUGGUCAAGGGAUGAAUGCCCUUAUUCUCCCGAGUGGCGCAGUGGUCUAAGGCACUGCAUCGCAGUGCUAGCUGUGCCACUAGAGACCUGGUUCGAAUCCAGGCUCUGUCGUAGCCAGCCGUGACCGGGAGACCCAUGGGGCGGCGCACAAUUGGCCCAGCGUCGUCCAGGGUAGGGGAGGGAAUGGCCAGCAGGGAUGUAGCUCAGUUGGUAGAGCAUGGCGUUUGUAACGCCAGGGUUGUGGGUUCGAUUCCCACGGGGGGACAGUAUAAAAAAAAAAUAUUAAAAAGAAUGUAUGCACUCACUAACUGUAAGUCGCUCUGGAUAAGAGCGUCUGCUAAAUGACUAAAAUGUAAAUGUAAAUGGCCGAUGAAUCAAUGAACUAGUCCUCUACCCAAAAGUACCAGUGUUGUCCACUAGAUGUCUCUGUGUUGCCAUGCUCAUGCAGCUUCCUGUUUCUUUCAAAGACAGGAAUCUGACACAAUAACAGCUCUAAUAGCAUCAAUGUCAUUUGGUUACCUUGGUGAGGCACAAAUUCGUUGAAGCAAGAAGAUAGUAAAGCUUGUAUCUACGGUGAUUGUGCCAUAAUUAGGCCUAUGUUUUAGCUGAUGGUUAACCAUACAGGAAUUCAGUUAAAUCUGUGUGUGAGGGAUCUCUUUAGAAUAAACUUGGUCACUAAGAAAGCGGCAACAAUAGAAGAAUGCGGUAGUGACUUGCAGAGAGUUUAUCUUUAUGAUGAUUCUCAGUUAUUCCAAAGGGAAGCAAAGGAAAGAAGGAAUAAUGAUUUGGAGGACUUUUUAUACAGAGAAUUUAGAGUUGAUUAUGUUAAGCUUUACUGUCCAAAUGAAACGCUCUGGAGGGUGGUUUCCCAGGCACGGAUUAAGCCAAGAGAUUCUCCAUUGACCAUGAGUUUUAGUCCAGGACUAGGCUAGUCCGGGAAAACAGCCCUGAAAGUCUCUGGUUUGCUUGAGCAGGUGCAUCUGAAAUGUUCAAAUGUCAUUGGAAGGUAAGAAGCUCCUGCACACUGGGCUUUUUUAUUUUAUUUUAUUUUUUAUUUAACCUUUAUUUAACCAGGUAAACCAGUUGAGAACAAGUUCUCAUUUACAACUGCGACCUGGCCAAGAUAAAGCAAAGCAGUGCGAUAAACAACAACACAGAGUUACAUAUGGGGUAAACAAAACAUAAAGUCAAAAAUACAACAGAAAAUAUAUAUACAGUGUGUGCAAAUGUAGCAUGUUAUGGAGGUAAGGCAAUAAAUAGGCCAUAGUGCAAAAUAAUUACAAUUUAGUAUUAACACUGGAAUGAUAGAUGUGCAAGAGAUGAUGUGCAAAUAGAGAUACUGGGGUGCAAAUGAGCAAAAUAAAUAACAAUAUGGGGAUGAGGUAGUUGGGUGGGCUAAUUUCAGAUGGGCUGUGUACAGGUGCAGUGAUCGGUAAGGUGCUCUGACAACUGAUGCUUAAUGUUAUUGAGGGAGAUAAGAGUCUCCAGCUUCAGAGAUUUUUGCAGUUUGUUCCAGUCAUUGGCAGCAGAGAACUGGAAGGAAUGGCGGCCAAAGGAGGUGUUGGCUUUGGGGAUGACUAGUGAGAUAUACCUGCUGGAGCGCAGACUACGGGUGGGUGCUGCUAUGGUGACCAAUGAGCUAAGAUAAGGCGGGUAUUUGCCAAGCAGUGAUUUAUAGAUGACCUGGAGCCAGUGGGUUUGGCGACGAAUAUGUAGUGAGGACCAGCCAACAAGAGCGUACAGGUCACAGUGGUGGGUAGUAUAUGGGGCUUUGGUGACAAAACGGAUGGCACUGUGAUAGACUACAUCCAAUUUGCUGAGUAGAGUGUUGGAGGCUAUUUUGUAAGGAUCGGUAGGAUAGUCAGUUUAACGAGGGCAUGUUUGGCAGCAUGAGUGAAGGAGGCUUUGUUGCGAAAUAGGAAGCCGAUUCUAGAUUUAAUUUUGGAUUGGAGAUGCUUAAUGUGAGUCUGGAAGGAUGGUUUACAGUCUAACCAGACACCUAGGUAUUUGUAGUUGUCCACAUACUCUAGGUCAGACGCGCCGAGAGUAGUGAUUCUAGUCGGGUGGGUGGGUGCCAGCAGCGUUCGAUUGAAGAGCAUGCAUUUAGUUUCACUAGUGUUUAAGAGCAGUUGGAGGCUACGGAAGGAGUGUUGUAUGGGCGUUGAAGCUCGUUUGGAGGUUUGUUAAGUGUCCAAUGAAGGGCCAGAUGUAUACAAAAUGGUGUCGUCCGCAUAGAGGUGGAUCCGAGCGUCACCAGCAGCAAGAGCGACAUCAUUGAUAUACACAGAGAAAAGAGUCGGCCCGAGAAUUGAACCCUGUGGCACCCCCAUAGAGACUGCCAGAGGUCCAGACAACAGGCCCUCCGAUUUGCCACAUUGAACUCUAUCUGAGAAGUAGUUGGUGAACCAGGCGAGGCAGUCAUUUGAGAAACCAAGGCUAUUUAGUCUGCCAAUAAGAAUGCGGUGGUUGACAGAGUCGAAAGCCUUGGCCAGAUCGAUGAAGACGGCUGCACAGUACUGUCUAUUAUCGAUCGCGGUUAUAAUAUCGUUUAGGACAUUGAGCGUGGCUGAGGUGCACCCAUGACCAGCUCGGAAACCGGAUUGCAUAGCGGAGAAGGUAUGGUGGGAUACUUGCAAAGUAUCACCUUUAUUGAUGGCUAAAAGCUCUGACGUGGUUGUAACAUUAUCCAUCAAUAAAAGCCUAAAAGGCUCAUAAUAAUUAGACUAAAAGAAAGGCUAGUAAGGCUAAUAAGCAUAGCCUUCUCCUCUACUACACACACUCUCGUGAAACUCCUGCCUACAUAGGUGCAAAGUGAUCUAUGCAGACGCACAGAUGGCGAUAAAAAUGCUGCACUCAUCAUUGUUUUAGCGAGAGGAAAAUAUCGCCCUAACUCCCUUCGAUAAGCCUGCCCUGAAAUUUUAGGCAACCAAUCACAGCACUCCAAGGGAUAGCAACUGUCGUCGAGUCCAACACCUCCGACAAGCUCAUGAACGCAUGAAAGGCAGUGGGAAAAACUGAGUUCAAAUAUAUAUAUAUAUGUUUUUUACUUCCUUUUUCACUGUGAUUACUGAAAUGCAGAGCCUCUUGGAGUAUUUUUCUAAUACGAAAUUAUACUUUGCUAGCUCAACUGGUUAGCUAGCUCUGUUUCAUUGAGCACCAAACGUUGCUAGCUAGCGAACUACUUAAUAUAACUUGUUUCCUUUAAGUUUAUGUUGGCAAUAUUAGGAAAAUUACUUAUCUGCUGUCGACAUCAGCAAACGUUUUGAGAGCACUUAUUAGCCCCAAAAGUGGUUAGUAGCUUUGACAGCAUGCACAGUGCAUUCAGAGCCAUUCAGUGGGUAGCCACUGUUAGAAAUUGCGUAAUUCAAAUCUGGUAUUGGAAUAAGAGAAAACAUAAUCAAGAGAUAUUCAAUCCAAGCUAAAUUUAUUAUAUGCAAAAUGUAUGUAUGAUAAGUAUGAUGGUUCGUAUACAGGUUCACUGAAAUACCACGCAGGGCACUCAGAGAACUGACUUCCUCAUUCUAAAUCCUUCCGUAAAUACCCUGACAGUUUUAGUUCCCGCUCUCUGCUGGGCCUAUCAGGGUAGAGGUUGAGCGUGGUUUAGACUUACUCAGCCAAUCCGUUGGCGCACAGGCUGGUCCCAGCCUCUUGGCGCUCCACCGUUGCACACUGUUGCCAGGCAUACGUUUUUAUCAUAACAACCUGUGGAGUUAGCACCCAAAAGACACCAUUCCACUGUACUGUGAGUACCUACAUUCAAGGACGGUUCACAGACAACGGUUCACAGACAACAAAGAGGCAGUGUUCGUAUCUGUAAGAAAUACAAGUCUUAUCUGUCCUACCCCCUAACGUUCCUCACAUGAAUCACAGCUGGUUAUGUGAAACAAUUUAUAUCAGUAUAGUACAAACCUUCUAUGCUUAUCAUUAAUGCAUUCCUUCUAAGCUAUUCAUCACAUACGGAUCCAAUUAUGAGAAAAUAGAUCCCCACACCACACUAUAAACAUAAUUUUACCAGGUUCCCAUAGGGCUGGGCGAUAUGGCCAAAAUAUCAUAUCACUGUAUUUAAAAGAAAUUGGACGGUAUAUGACGGUAUUUUAUGUUUUUGAAUAAUAAAAGUUCUACAUUUUGCUUUAUGGUGCGUGACCCUAGGGUGGCAACACAUACAUUCUAAGUGAUUUUAAAUGGGUCUUUCUCCUUUCUGAUUGUUUUAUACUGUUCAAUUCAACCAAAAAUAAUUAGCAGCACUUUCAUAAUUUCUGCAUUUCCUGCACUAAUUUGAGAUAAUUUCCACAAUUCAUAGGCCUUAUUUUUAACCACAUUUUCUAAUUGCGAUUUGACUUGUGAUUUAGAGCAAAACACUUGGGUGAACUGUUGGCAUCAUGAAAAUAUAAUUAUUCUAAUUCUAUAGUUAGAAUAUAAUAGUGGGCACUUUGAAUACAGUGUUGUUUGACAUGACAACAAAUGAAAAUGCCAGGGAGGCGUUAUUGUGACAGGGUAGGAACCAAAAUUGUUGAUAAGUGUUUCCUAGGGGAUCCAAUAAUCUUUGGCUACAUUGAAUGUUUUCUCUUAGCUACUUCAUGUAGUUAACAUAUUCAUGCUUCGAAUAUUCCUCUUUGGUUUAGAAGAUACUGUUGCACAAACAACAUGCUGAUUUAGGUCUACACCAUCUGACUACAUUUAUUAACUAGCAAGCGAUUAGCAUUAGCAGCUAACAAGAUUUAGGCCCAACUUGCUAAGAAAAUACAAACUAGCUGUUUUCAGAUAUAAGAAACACAAACUAAUAGUGUAGUUAUAGAACGCUAGUGGAUUUAUAUUAAGAAGCAAAGUGUAAACAGCAUCCUUGUCAUCAACAUUGUUGCAUGUGCUGCAUGCAGACUGAAUGCAAGUGUCUCGUGGUUGAGGAACAACGCAUGCGCUCCUUGAGUGACGGGGCGAGGCUAGGUCUGUGUGGAAAGCAGCAUGGAGAGAGAGCGGAGACAGAUGACUCAAGUAGCGAAGUAAACUAUAAAAAUGUACGUUACACACGGCGUAUCACAUUUAACAAGCCAAACACUCAAAUACCGUUAGAGAAGGUAAAGUAAAAACCCAAACCGGUCCGUGCAUCAAUUCCGGUAUAUCGUAAAAUACGGUAUACCACCCAAUCCUAGGUUCCUGUGAAGCAAUUGUAAUGACAGCCCACCACAAUAUACCCAAGAGUUUCCUGAUGAGCCAGGGUAGUCUGUGUUUAAUUUCAUGGUGUAUUAAAAACACAUAUUGAGAUCAUUGUGAAGGGAUUUCGCUUGUGGUUCGAAGGGGGAAUUUGGCUUCCUGGGAUAAUGUUAGAGGUUGCAAUAGUGGGGCGGCAGGUAGCUUAGUGGUUAAGAGCGUUGUGCCAGUAGCCGAAAGGUCACUGGUUCUAAUCCCCGAGCCGACUAGGUGAAAAGUCUGUGCCCUUGAGCAAGGCACUUAACCCUAAUUGCUCCUGUAAGUCGCUCUGGAUAAGAGCGUCUGCUAAAUGACUAAAAUGUAAUAAUGUAACCAAGUGGGGGGGGGGCUUAGCGAAGGGUCAAUGUACUGAAAGGGAAGCAGCUGCCAGAGGCAGGGUGUGACUCACUGCUCGGGCUGUGGUGCCAACCGGCUGACGGUCACUAUGACCUUUUCACUUCCCAUUCAACAAGACUGCCACGUCAGUUAGAAGAACCCAUAGUCUAGUCAACUACGCCCCUGGUGAAAUUUCUCAGAGGAACGGAUCCUAGCUUCAGCUUCCCCUCCCCCAAUCCUGACCUUAACUAUUAAUGGGGAAACUGACCCAAGAUCAUCGUCUAGAGGCAACUUCACCCUGCACCGUGAACCACACCACCACUCAGACACCAGAUGGAUUGGUAGCGCUUUAGAUGCCAAAAGAGCUGAAUACUUGCCUGGUCCCAGAUCUGUUUGUGCUACGAUGAAAAUAACCAUAGGCGUUGGCAAGAGCGCACAAACAGAUCUGGGACCAGGCUAACUGAAUACUGUGUACUCCUGAUUUGAAACGACAGUAAACGAUACAACUUCAGCAUUAUAGAUUUUUGGGUGUUUUGACAUAACAAAAGUUUGGAAGAGAAGAUUGGUGUGUACAGUAUGAGUAGAUUGUUCAUGUACUGGUGCUGUAUCCUAUAACGUUGACUUCUAGAUUAACACAUAAUAUGGGCAGAGGUGUUUGAGGAAUGCUUGUGAAACCAAUGUGUGAAUGUUUCUACUCAAACUUUGAUAGCAAUUUUUUGAAUUGUGACAUGAUCGGCGAGAUAUCGCUCACAUCAUAUCAAGCCAAAGAAUUACAGGAAGUGUGUGUGCACUUGUGUGACCCCGAUGGUAUCAAUCUCUCUGUUUUUGCAGAAGCUCUUGACUUUCGCUUACUUCCUCAUAGUCUCCAGAGUUUAGUUUGGGCCUCUGUCUUCCAGACGUAUAUCUUUUAUCACUGCCCAGAGCCAAGAUAGAUGAAAGCCCACAGAUCGGAAAUGCUCCCAGUGACGUCCGUUCCCACUCUGUGCAGUCUCUAAGGAUGCGUCCCAAAUGGCACCCUACUCCCUAUGUAGUGCACUACUUUUGACCAGGACCCAUAGGGCUCUGGUCAAAAGUAAUGCACUAUGUAGGGAAUAUGGUGCCAUUUGGUACGUUGCCUAGUAGUUGGCCCUGAAUAUGAAUCAGACAGUGAGUCUGUGACGGUGUAGUGUUGGCUUCUGAUCCUAAUCAGCAUUGAUAAGGGAAGAUUUCCAUGUCACAAGUGAUCACUCAGAACAGGGAGUAGGUUCCAGGUUCUAGUCUACUCCUCAUGCUUAUGGAUGAGCACAGACAGAGGGAGGGAUGGAAGGAGGGAGAGUUCGGGGCUGGGGGAAGUGUAAUAUCCAUAUUUGUAGUGUUUUAUAAGUAGAAUAUACGUCAGCGUUAUUAAUCAAUGUUUUCUCUAUUGCCUUACGGGGACCAUCAGCGUUUCAUUAGCGUUUUCUUUCUCACACACACACUCUCUGCGUGUCAGUUGCAAUUCACCCAACCCUUGUCCUCUUGGGUAGCCUGUGGUCAUCCUUGGUUACCACUGUCACAUAGCAUAUAUCCAGUGCAGACCUCUCUCUGUCUGUCUCUGUCUGUCUCUCUCACUCUGUGUCAGAUCAGCGUCAGAAUUAUUACAGGAUGUACCUAACACAUGUCACCUUGUCCCAGCCUUGAACAAACCCUGAACAACCACAGGGGGAAAAAAGGAACAAUUGAGGGGGAGAAUGUUCAGCCUGUCACAAACUCAUGGUCAUUUUCUUUACCGAUCAGCCCCUGGGUGCUGGGAGCAGCGGGCAGCCCCCCUAUGGCCUCCAUGGUAACCUUUGCUUCCAUCGUGGAGGAGGAGAAACAGCAGGAGGCUGCACUGAUCCGCAGCCGAGAGAAACCGCUGGCACUCAUUCAGGUAAAGUGUGUGUGUGUGCAUGCAGAAAUGGGUAGCUGAUGUUGACUAUGCACACUGUGCUUUUCCUUUCAUUUUCUUUCACUGUGAGAUUGUCUACCGAACUCACGUACUCAGCCAAAUUAUUCAGUACCUUGAUAAAUGCCUCCCUACUCACAGGAAAUCUGAAGGACUUGUAGAUCAGCUGUUGAUAUUCAACCCUAAUGUUUGUGUGUCCCCCUCUCUCUCCUCCUCGCAGAUUGAGGAGGCAGCGAUCCAAGAGCUUUUGCAUCACUACGGUGCCCUUAACAACCCUGACGAGAUGAUUGUGGUGGAGCGGUCUGUCCAGGGGCCCAUCGCCACCCCCUUCUGGAACAAACAC
Messenger RNA from Coregonus sp. 'balchen', 26697 nucleotides. The record is from the annotation of a GenBank genome assembly. NCBI's taxonomy places the organism in Eukaryota, Metazoa, Chordata, Actinopteri, Salmoniformes, Salmonidae.